AUGUAUGAACUACCGCCAGAGCUCAUCUUCCUCAUCCUCCGCGAACUGAGAGGCUACAGGGGGGCCCUUGAAAAAUGCUCGCUUGUGUGCAGCGCUUGGCGUGAAAUCUGCAUUCCCUUCCUCUUUCACGAUCUACGUCUCUUCGACAGUCCAUCGCGGAUACGCGCAUACCGCCUUCUGAUGUUUCAUGCACCUCACCUUCGCCCCCAUGUCCAAAAGUUAACGUUAUUAUCGCCAUCUAUGGUGAUGGGGGAAGCUGAUUCCAAAUCCGACGAGGAAAGGGAACUACUUCUAUCACUCAUCGAAGCCCUCCCGAAGCUGAACACUCUACAUUCUGACGUGUACUCCUGGACUGACGAUUGGUGCCUACGAAUCCCCCGAUGCUCAUCGAUCACUGCCUUGCACAUUUGGGACCCCUAUGCAUUGACCGCCAACACCCCACCUUGGCUGCUGAAGCUUCUACGGGAGACCGCCGACACACUUCGCUCCUUAAGCCUAGGCGGUUUAUUCUUCAAACAAGUCUCUCUCGAAGGCGCAGUGGAUGGGCGAGUCGCAUUACCAUACCCUAUGAACGCUCUGGAGGCCCUUCGUAUUCAAACCUGCUACAACCUUCCCUUUCAUCCCGAAGUCAUCACAAUGCCGAAUUUGCAGGUUUUAGAGUGUCGGAAGCAUCGUCAAAUGGCAUUCUGCGAGUCGUUGCCGGCGUCUUUGAAGACAUUAGUGGUGGAUACGGCUUUCUCAGGUGGACUUCCUAUCAGUGCGGAAAACGUCUGUCUCAUUGGGGAACGAAUGAAUAAUCCGUCCGCCUUACUCGCACUGAGCUCAUUGCAUAGCCCGACGAAGAUCAAGCACCUCGAAUUGUUCCUUAGCAGGUGGAUACAAAUCACCCCGCACUAUGUUCCCAUAUCCUCUGAGGUUCUCGAUUUUGUCCUCGAUCUCUGCCAAAACGGUUCUCUUCAAGAGUUUAUCGUCACCUUUAGUGAAGGCGAUCCUCGUGAAUCGAUGGAGCUUGACGACAAGCUUUCCAAGCUAGAAAGCCUCGGUGUACUGAACCUCAGGAUAGGGCUCCCUUCACAGCUGCUGCCUGCGGGUUCCCACUCCUACUAUAUUUAG
This is a messenger RNA of Pleurotus ostreatus (oyster mushroom), 1113 nucleotides long. RefSeq lists its product as uncharacterized. Gene Ontology annotation, molecular function: protein binding. Bases 1 to 1113 code for a protein of 370 amino acids. The transcript has 2 exons. The record is from RefSeq and is a predicted model, not a curated record. Lineage: Eukaryota; Fungi; Basidiomycota; Agaricomycetes; Agaricales; Pleurotaceae.